This is a messenger RNA of Hipposideros armiger (great roundleaf bat), 922 nucleotides long. It is a transcript of the gene PXT1, whose product is annotated as peroxisomal testis enriched protein 1. Lineage: Eukaryota; Metazoa; Chordata; Mammalia; Chiroptera; Hipposideridae. The transcript has 4 exons. Gene Ontology annotation, cellular component: nucleus; peroxisome. Bases 1 to 462 code for a protein of 153 amino acids. The record is from RefSeq and is a predicted model, not a curated record. Gene Ontology annotation, biological process: positive regulation of apoptotic process.
AUGACAGGGGUCCAUCAGGCAGAUUACCUGACUAGUGCUGAUCAGGGAAAAAACACGAAGCAGAAAAAACAUGAUGCUAUUGUUUAUGAACCUAAAGAACUUCUGAAUCCCCCUCCCAAAGUAACAAAUUGUUGCAAAUCACUGUGGGUGAAAUACAGUUUUCAGAACGCAUACAUGACCCGACUUGUCAGCAACCAGCCAGUUUCAGCCAUGCCAAGGAACCCAGGUCACAGUGCACCUUCUCAGCCCAAGGAUAAUAGCAUUGGCCAGAACCGUCACCAGGAGGAAAUAAUCCACAAGUUGGCCAUGCAGCUGAAGAACAUUGGGGACAGCAUUGAUCAAAGGAUGGUUCAAGAGGCUCUUCAACAGGAAGGCAGAGAUGCACUGGCUCAUUUUGUCUUAGUUUUCUUUGGAGGAGUUCAUGUGUUGCUGCGCUUUCUGUGGAAUAACCAUUUGAUGUGAAAGGAAUGUAAACGUCAAGUUCUGUUCUCCGUCUACCCUCUGAGAAACAUGAAUCCCACCAGGACAGAUGGGAAGGAGACCCUUCUCCGUGCCCCUCUCUCUUUACCUGUCACUGUUGGUUCAUGCCCGGUUGGUUGGGCAGCUGCGGCCUUCCCACUUGUUCAGAGCAACCGGCUAUGAGAAGUCUGUGGUUGCCUCAUGGUAGAGCCCAAGGUGGACUUAAGAACCCAGGAGAUGCUGUGGGCGGUUCCAAUGCUCCUUGUAAGGACACCUUGAGAAUUUCCUUCCAUGAGUAAAACUGACCUCAUCCUUGCACCAGAGGUCCCAAAAAUGAACCCUUUCUCCUGGGCGCCUCCCUGGGUACCGCCAGCGACCUGUUGGCCCCACUCUGGUUGCCCAUGUCCAGAUCCGCAGUGCCCCAAUUCCUCUCCUUCCUUUUUGUCUAUCUCAUGUUCCUUAC